UGAGUUGUGGUGGUAACGAUAGGUGCAUCAUGUUAAACCAGUGCCUCUAGGUCUCUCGGCGAGGAAGGUUUUCUCCGUUAGCACGGCGAGGAAGGUUUUCUCCGUUAGCACGAAAAGGAAAGGAAAGAAGAGAAAAGAAGAAUGGGCAUCAAGGUCUAUGGCCUUCCUAGGUCGACGAAUACCGCGCGGGUGCUUGCAUGUUUACUUGAGAAGGGGCUCGACUACGAGCUCAUCCAUGUUGAUGUCCUCAAUGGAGAGCAUAAGCAACAACCUUACCUCUCUCUCAAUCCCUUUGGUAAAAUCCCUGCAUAUGUUGAGGAUGAUGCAACCGUACUUUUUGAAUCAAGAGCUAUCACAGACCACAUUGCUUCCAAGUACAAGGAGAAGGGGACGGACCUCCUCGGGCCUGAGCUUGGUGGGAUAGCCAUUGUGGGCUUGUGGAUGGAAGUUGAAGCCCACCAGUUCGACGCGCCGGCCUCGGUCUUAAUUCACGAGAGCGUCAUGAGACCGGCCUUUGGCAAGGCGCCCGACGAGGCCCUGGUCCGAGCUCAGUGCGAGAAGCUCAACAAGGUGUUUGAUGUAUAUGAGGAAAGGUUGUCCAAGUGCAAGUACCUGGCUGGGGACUACUUCUCUCUGGCUGACCUUCACCACCUUCCUUGCCUCCACUACAUCAUGGCUUCGCCGCACUCCGGCCUCAUUACGUCGCGCAUGCAUGUCAGCGCCUGGUGGGAAGACAUAUCGUCGCGCGCCGCCUGGAAGAAGGUCUCUGAGCCCAUGAAGUUUUGAUUGAAUCAUAGAAGCAAGCCCCUCUUCAUGCAGCCAUUUGCUCUUGGUGUUGGUGUUUUUGUGUGUUUGUGUGCUUUUCCGUUUGGUAACAGUAACAUUAUAGUGACAUUAUGUAAAAAUCAUGUCGCUAUGUGGACCUCGAAGUAUUUUUCAACCAACUUUGAGUUGAAAAUUUUUAAAUCCUAUGCAUGAACACCGUGGUCUGAAUCCUUUGUGAUCAGAUUCGAUGGAAAAUUCCUUUUAUCA
Molecule: messenger RNA, 1032 nt
Organism: Nymphaea colorata (pocket water lily)
Lineage: Eukaryota; Viridiplantae; Streptophyta; Magnoliopsida; Nymphaeales; Nymphaeaceae
Product: glutathione S-transferase F13-like
Exons: 3
Coding region: 142-786 (214 amino acids)
Cellular component (GO): cytoplasm
Molecular function (GO): glutathione binding; glutathione transferase activity
Source: RefSeq, a predicted model, not a curated record